AUGGUGGGAGAGAGCAGCAUUGCGCUGGCUCCGGCCACGGUGGUGUCAAGCGGUGAUGGCACGCAAAGGCCGAGGAGGGUCCGUACUAGCAAGCCAAAGGUCAAAACGGGAUGCAACAAUUGCAAACAGCGACGCAUCAAAUGCGACGAGCAGCGACCAGAUUGCACUCAGUGUGUCCGAUCCAAGAAGAGGUGCACCGGCUACCCUCCUCCUCCGCGGGCCAAGAUCUUCGAGGAAAUCAGGAUCGCGCCCAAGCCAGGUGCAAGUAUUGCUCCGGUGCCGCCUCGCAAAACGACAGUAGCGCCAGCACGACCGCGUGUCGCGCCCCAGAUUGCUGCGGCGAAGCCGUCGCAGAAACGGUUAACACCACCGCAAACCCCGACUGAAUGUGCUUUGACGCUUCAUCGACCGUCCACACUGCCGUUCGAUCAACAGGAGGCCCAGUAUUUCCAGUUGUUCCGAGAGCACACGGCAAGUGAGCUGUCUGGCUUCUUCGAUUCGUCCUUCUGGACUCGGCACGUAUUGCAGGAAUGUCAUUCCGAGGAAGCCAUCCGACAUUCUGUCGUCGCAUUGGGUGCGCUUUAUAAAACGCUGGAGAAGAUGUCAGAGUCUCCACCGGGAUCGCCGUCGGACAUGAUGGAUUUUUCAGACCACGCAAGUCGACAUUGGGAAUUCGCGUUCAGGCACUACUCACUGGCAAUCAAUGCCGUCGUGAACUCGGCCUCACAGGACCAAACCAACCAAAGGAUGAGUCUGAUGGCCUCCGUCCUGCUGGCUUGCUUCGACUCGUUCAUUGGCCACCACAAACAGGCAAUCGUGCAGAUUCAGAGCGGUCUUAGACUUCUGGAAACGUUACGGGCUGAACGCCGCAGGGCUUUCCUUCCCCAUCCCGAGGAGCCGGUGGAACAGGACCUUCUUCAGAUGUUCACCCGCCUCGCAAUCCAAGCCAAGUCUUACGACAUGGCUUUCCAUUUCCCGCAACCGUACGUCAUCCGACUUACUCCUCAGGGCACCGAGAAUCCAACCUCACCCUCAACCGACGGAGGGUCGCCAGUCUCUACAUCACAUGCCCAGAUUCCAGACGCAUUCUCAACCCUCUUCGAUGCUAGGCUAGCUUGGGACAAUCUCGUUGAACAGAUAAUGCGAUUCACCGAGACAAUGUUCACCCAUGCUACGAUGGGUCCCAUGGGUGUCCUUCCAGUCGAGCUCAAACAGUACGGCAUGAGCUUUGGUGAGCAGAUUGAGGCUUGGUCGCGAGCUUUUGACCCCAUACUGGCAUCGCGCACGGCACCGGCGAAGAGCAGUCAGGAGAAGACGGCCAUCGCGGCGCUCAAGAUGUCGCAGAUUAUGAGUAAAAUUCUUUUCUUCAUGACAUUCAGCGACAGCGAACUAGCCUUUGAUCCGUUCUUGCCAUCUUUCCGAGAAAUCGUCAGCUUGGCCAUGGAAGUGAUUGGAGAUGAAGAGCGACGUGCGGCCGCGAAGCGAUGUCCCAACCCACACUUCUGCCAGCACCACUCGGCCCAUCCCGACAUUUUUGGCGGUCAAUACACUGCGCGGCACAUCAAGCCGAGCUUCAGUGCGGACCUUGGUAUAGUCCCACCGCUCUUCGUUGUGGCCACAAAAUGCCGCGAUCCACUCACUCGCCGUCAAGCUAUUCAGCUGUUACGAACCAGCUCACGAAGAGAAGGUAUGUGGGACAGUGAGCUCACAGCUCGCAUAGCCACGUGGAUUGCGAACAUCGAGGAGGAAGACGACGGCAGCGGAGACACUGGGCGUCCUCCAUCGAGCUCGACCGAGGCAAGCAGGUUCUCUAUGGGUAGUCCCAGUGCCAGGUCCACCGGCUCUCCCGUCUUUGGUGACGAUGUUCCCCUCGGCCCUGGUGGCAAUGCUCGAUGGGACAGUCGAAAUGAAAGUAUGCCAGUAUCACCACAUGGAAGGGCCGGGACGAGAGGCAUACCGGAGGAAAAGCGAGUAAUGGUACGAGCCGUCGAGUUUGACCUUCGUCAACGCUGGGCCAUUCUUCAGUGCGGCACGCGAGGUCUCAUUCCCGGCACGCCGGAUCUGAGGACUAGAGUUACCAGGAUUACCUGGUAG
Molecule: messenger RNA, 2094 nt
Organism: Anthostomella pinea
Lineage: Eukaryota; Fungi; Ascomycota; Sordariomycetes; Xylariales; Xylariaceae
Source: the annotation of a GenBank genome assembly